AUGCCCUCCGUCCUCUCCGAUGCUGACAAGGAGACGGUGAAGCGGACUGUGCCCAAGGCUUCCAACAAGAUCCAAGCCGUUGCUGUCGCUCGUCUCUACGUCGCCCACCCCAACCGCAACCGAUGGACCUAUACUGGUCUUCAAGGCGCCGCGGUCCUCUCAAACGAUCUGGUGGGAAACACCUUCUGGAUCAAGCUCGUCGAUAUAUCUCCUGCGAACCGAGGCGUGAUAUGGGAUCAAGAAAUAUACGACACCUUUCAAUAUAACCAGGAUCGCACAUUCUUCCAUUCCUUUGAGCUCGAACAAUGUCUCGCCGGCUUAUCUUUUGUCGACGAGAAAGAGGCUCGACAAUUCAAGAAAAAAAUGGACGAGCGUGAGAAAAAUGCCAGCAAACAUACAAAGGCUCAGCCUUUCGCAUCUACCGCUGGAGGAGGCCAAUUACACGUACCUGGAAGCUCUCACAAACAUCACAGUCGGGUUGGCAACCUGUUCCGUGGUCACCGCCACAGCUCUGCGUCCCAACAACCUCAACCAAUGAUCCCGCAGCCUAUCUACAGCCCUGGAUAUGCCCCAACAAGCUACCCACAAGGAAACUCAGACACAAUUGAUCUGAAUGAUCCAAACUUGAGGCCCAUCCUGGACGAGCUAUUGCAAAUGGGCAUUACCGAAGAUCAAAUAUCCGAAAACGUCGACUUCAUCAAGCGUUAUGUGCAAGAGAAGCAGGCAGAAGGUGCGGCCAAUGGAUUUGGUUCUCAUAUACCAACGGUCACAGGUACCGAGACCAGAUCAAGGGCUCCUCCACCUCCUCCGCCUCCCCCAGCGCCUCCAUCGAGGAUUAGCCCGGAGAAUACUGGCAGUUCUUCCUCAGGCAGGAGAGGACCUCCUCCGGCCCCUCCGCCGUCGAGAAGACCUGUGGGUGGCCGAGCGCCUUCGCCUCCUCGUUCAAGCUCUCCUCCACCAGCAAGGGACCCCUCUCCUCCCCCCACGGCAAGCCCACAGCCUAGAUUCCGCGCCCCUCCGCCUAUUGCAGAUGCUGGCAAGUUUGCUGUCAAAGAAGGUCCAGCACUUCACCCGUCUGGCCGAGCUCGAGCUUCCUCAGGCUCCUUGGCAAAUCCAGGUCCUCCACCUCCGCCGCGUCCACCUAAAACUCCGAUUGAGGAGGAACAACCCCAGGGUGGCUUGUUUAGAGUACCGCCACCUUUCACUGGGGAACGCAAGUCUUCUGCGCCUCCGCCGCCACCGAGUCGUGGACCUGUUCCUCCUCCACCACCCAGUCGUGAGACAUCCGCUGCUUAUGCUGGUCCCCCACCGCCUUUACCACCCAAAGCAGGACAAACGCCAUCACAUUCUGCGUUGUUCAUUCCUCAGCCUCCACCUCCUCCGCCAGCGCGCAAUAAUGCACCACCCCUGCCACCCCCGAAUACUCGAGCAGUUCCCCCUCCACCUACAAGCGCUGUCGCACCACCACCUCCCCCGCCUCCUCCGCCACCGCCAAUGCCUUCCUCCGCUAGCCCUCCGCCACCGCCCCCUAUGCCCUCUUUUGGUGGCGGACCUCCUCCGCCGCCCCCCAUGCCUUCCUUUGGUGGCCCGCCCCCACCUCCUCCCAUGCCCAGCUCUUCUGGACCUGCCCCUCCCGCUCUGCCUCCUGUAGGAGGCGAUAACCGUGACUCGCUUCUCGCAGCUAUUCGCGGUUCAGGCGGCAAAGCUGGGGGUGGCCUACGCAAGGUCAAGGACAGCGAAAAAAGAGACCGUAGUGCGGCAAUGGUACCAGGAGGAGAAAGUAGUGCUCCCCCGCCUCUGGGAGCGUCAGGAUCUCCCUCAACGCCAGCCGGAGAUCAAGGGGGUGGUCUGGCUGGAGCAUUGGCCGCAGCGUUGAGCCAGAGAAAGAAGAAAGUUAGUGGCAGCGAUGACGAGAAGGAUGAUGAUGAUGAUUGGUGA
Messenger RNA from Fonsecaea pedrosoi CBS 271.37, 1938 nucleotides. RefSeq lists its product as uncharacterized. The coding region runs from base 1 to 1938 and encodes 645 amino acids. The transcript is spliced from 2 exons. The record is from RefSeq and is a predicted model, not a curated record. NCBI's taxonomy places the organism in Eukaryota, Fungi, Ascomycota, Eurotiomycetes, Chaetothyriales, Herpotrichiellaceae.